Molecule: messenger RNA, 327 nt
Organism: Symbiodinium necroappetens
Lineage: Eukaryota; Dinophyceae; Suessiales; Symbiodiniaceae
Source: the annotation of a GenBank genome assembly
CUCACACCGCAGCUGGCGCCGAAGAACGUUCCGAUCUACCUGCAGCAGCUUCCCGAGAUGUACCUCAAGCGCGGCACCAAGAUCUUGGAGGACGAUGGGAAAUACAAGAUCACUGCCACCACCGAUCUCGAUUGGUCGGAACUUUCCGCCCGUGCUGUCGGCCUGUUCGAUGUCCUGCUUCAGGGUCAGUCAGGAGCGACUUUUGGCAAGGGCGUGUUGACCAAGCUUCGCAGCAUCCACCCUGAAAGGGAGGACGGCCGCAAACAGCUGCACAACUUUGUUGGGCAAGUUCAUCGGCUGGCCUGCCAACGCCCGUGUACAGACUAG